UCCUUCAAAAGCAAAAGCAAAAGCAACGGAAAGCUGAACCUGAAGAAUUUCGUUCUCAUUUUUCUUUUCUCGUUCUCUCACUUUCCGGACAAAAAAGACAAGAUUCCCAAAAUUACGAAAAAGAAAAAGAUAGAGCCGCGAAUCAUCAUCUUCGACCAGAAAGUGAAAGGGGAUUCCUUACCUUCGUGCUGCUCUUGGAUGGGUUCAUUUUCAAAUCUCCUGCUUGAUUUGAUCAUCUUUGUAUCCUGUGUAUCAUCUCAAGUAACAGAAUUUGUGAGCUUAGACUGCGGAGGUUCAUUUAGCUACACAGACAGAGCAACUGGACUUCCAUGGAUUUCCGACGAGGAAAUCAUGAGUUAUGGAAAAUCAGUUCAAGUGCAAAAUCCAAAUGGGAAUUCCAUGCAGUAUCGCAGGCGCAGAGAUUUUCCAAUAGACAGCAAUAAGUACUGCUACAAACUUAGCACCCGAGAGAGACGGCGAUAUCUUGUGCGGGCGACCUUUCAGUAUGGUAGCGCCCUACAAAGUGAAGACACCUACCCUAACUUCCAGCUUUACUUGGAUGCAACAAAAUGGGCAACUGUUACGGUUUUAGAAGCCUCAAGAGUUUAUGUCAAGGAAAUGAUCGUCAGGGCACCCUCUGAUUCUGUUGAUGUGUGCUUAUGUUGUGCAACCACUGGCUCUCCAUUUAUAUCCACUCUAGAGCUGCGCCCCUUAAAUCUUUCAAUGUAUGCAACUGAUUUCGAGGACAGUUUCUUCUUGAAGGUUGCAGCAAGGGUCAACUUCGGGGCUCCAACUAUUGAUGUUAUAAGGUACCCAGAUGAUCCGUAUGAUAGGAUUUGGGAUUCAGAUCUUGACAGAAGGCAAAAUUAUCUGGUGGAUAUGGCUCCUGGCACAGUAAGAAUUAGAACAUCAAAGGAGAUGAACACACAAACAAGAGAAUACCCACCGGUUAAAGUGAUGCAGACAGCAGUUGUGGGGACAAAAGGGAGAGUUACCUACCGGAUGGACCUUGAAGAUUUCCCUGCGACUGCUCGGGCUUACGCGUAUUUUGCUGAGAUUGAAGAGUUGGCAGACAACGAGAGCCGGAAGUUCAGACUGGAGGAACCCUAUAUACCUGACUACAGCAAUGCAGUGGUGAAUAUUGUCGAGAAUGCCAAUGGCAGCUAUACCCUGUAUGAACCCAGCUACAUGAAUGUCACUCUGCCCUUUGUUCUCUCUUUCUCUUUUGUUAAGACCCCAGAUUCUACUCGAGGACCUCUUGUAAAUGCCAUUGAGAUUAGCAAAUACCUACAAAUUGCUCCGACAACUGAGACUCGAGAUGUUGCUCUUCUUAAUGCCUUUCGCUCCAUGGCUGGUGCGAGUGAUUGGGCAAAUGAAGGGGGAGAUCCUUGUGUCCCAACUCCCUGGGAAUGGGUGACUUGCAGCUUAACCACGCCGCCAAGAGUGACAAAAAUUGUGCUAUCAGGGAAGGAUUUGAGAGGCGAAAUACCAUCCCAGCUGAACAAGAUGGAGGGAUUGAAAGAGCUAUGGCUAGAUGGAAACUCCCUCACAGGCCCACUUCCUGACAUGACUAACCUCAUCAAUUUGAAAAUUGUGCAUCUUGAGAACAACAGACUUAAUGGUUCAUUACCAUCAUACUUGGGUACUUUGCCUAUGUUGCGAGAACUGUACAUACAGAACAACUCUUUUACAGGGAAAAUACCUACCCAACUUUUGUCAGGGAAACUGAUCUUCCAUUAUGAAAGUAAUCCAGGACUGAAUAGAGGGACAGGGCAAAAAUUGCGGAUUAAGCUGAUAGUUGGACUUUCUGUUGGGGUAAUUGCACUUGUAUUAUUUGUGGUACUGGCAGUUUUGCUGUUCCUACGGAAUCUCCAUCAGACAAGUGCCGGCAAAGACCUACUUUUGCGAGCCUCAGCUACCUAUUCACCUCCAAGGGCUGGCCAUUUAUUGAAUGAAGGUGUAGCUUACUGUAUUUCCCUCCCUGAUAUUGAGCAAGCCACUCAUCAUUUUUCUAACAAAAUUGGAAAGGGAAGCUUUGGCUCUGUCUACUAUGGCAAGAUGAGAGAUGGAAAAGAGGUUGCAGUCAAGUUAAUGGCUGACUCAUCUACCCAUUUGACCAAACAGUUUAUUACUGAGAUUGUGCAGGUUGCGUUAUUGUCAAGAAUUCAUCAUAGACAUUUGGUUCCUUUGAUUGGAUACUGUGAAGAAGAAAAUCAACGGAUUCUGGUUUAUGAGUAUAUGCACAAGGGAACACUGAGGGAUCACUUACACGGUUCAAUGACUCAGAGGCGAUUGGACUGGUUAGCUCGUCUACAAGUUGCAGAAGAUGCUGCAAAAGGUCUUGAGUACCUGCAUUCUGGGUGCAAUCCUAGUAUAAUUCACAGAGAUGUUAAAACAAGCAAUAUUCUUCUUGACAUCAACAUGAGAGCAAAAGUUUCUGAUUUUGGACUUUCAAGGCAAGCUGAAGAUGACUUGACCCACAUAUCAAGUGUUGCGAGAGGAACUGUCGGAUACCUGGAUCCCGAGUACUAUGCCACUCAACAGUUGACUGAAAAAAGUGAUGUUUAUAGUUUUGGCAUUGUUCUGCUGGAACUAAUAUCUGGGAAAAAGCCUGUUUCAGUAGAAGAUUUUGGAGAUGAAAUGAAUAUUGUUAAUUGGGCAAGAAGCUUGACUAGUAAAGGGGAUGUCGGAAGCAUCAUAGACCCAUGUAUUGCUGGAAAUGUGAAAAUAGAGUCAAUAUGGAGGGUUAUGGAGGUGGCUAUUCAGUGUGUUGAAAUGCAUGGGCAUUCUAGGCCUAGAAUGCAAGAAAUAAUAGUGGCCAUACAAGAUGCUAUCAAAAUUGAAAAAGGAAGUGAUCAAUUACUCAACAAUAAAGCUAUUUCUUCUUCUUCAGCAGGUAGUUCAAAGGCACAAUUUUCUCGAAGAACUCUUUUAACAAGUUUUCUUGAAAUUGAAAGUCCGGAUAUAUCAAAUGGUAGCUUACUCCCUUCUGCAAGAUAGUUUUAUAACACAGUUUACUUCAAUUUUAUGUUUGUAUUUACGUCUCACACUUUUUUUAUACUAGUUCGAUUUAGUAAUAUUGUAUAUUUAUGAUUGCAUUUUUCUUUUAUUUUUUUAUCAUAUUUCUUAUUUUCAUCUUUGUAACAACAAAAUUUUUAUCAUUUA
Carica papaya (papaya) is the source of this 3165-nucleotide messenger RNA. Its product is annotated as Leucine-rich repeat protein kinase family protein. Gene Ontology annotation, molecular function: protein kinase activity; ATP binding; protein binding. The record is from RefSeq and is a predicted model, not a curated record. Gene Ontology annotation, biological process: protein phosphorylation. NCBI's taxonomy places the organism in Eukaryota, Viridiplantae, Streptophyta, Magnoliopsida, Brassicales, Caricaceae.